Messenger RNA from Choloepus didactylus (southern two-toed sloth), 702 nucleotides. RefSeq names its product RING-box protein 2. Gene Ontology annotation, cellular component: Cul5-RING ubiquitin ligase complex; nucleus. The coding region runs from base 5 to 346 and encodes 113 amino acids. Gene Ontology annotation, molecular function: ubiquitin protein ligase activity; zinc ion binding; cullin family protein binding. The transcript has a single exon. The record is from RefSeq and is a predicted model, not a curated record. Gene Ontology annotation, biological process: protein ubiquitination; ubiquitin-dependent protein catabolic process. Lineage: Eukaryota; Metazoa; Chordata; Mammalia; Pilosa; Megalonychidae.
CGCCAUGGCCGACGUGGAAGACGGUGAGGAGUCCGGCACUCUGUCCUCUCAUUCUGGGAGCGCGGGCUCCAAGUCGGGGAGCGACAAAAUGUUCUCCCUCAAGAAGUGGAACGCGGUGGCCAUGUGGAGCUGGGACGUGGAGUGCGAUACGUGCGCCAUUUGCAGGGUCCAGGUGAUGGAUGCCUGUCUUAGAUGUCAAGCUGAAAACAAACAAGAGGAUUGUGUUGUGGUCUGGGGAGAGUGUAAUCACUCCUUCCACAACUGCUGCAUGUCCCUGUGGGUAAAACAGAAUAAUCGCUGCCCUCUCUGCCAGCAGGACUGGGUUGUACAAAGAAUCGGCAAAUGAGAAUGGAAGGAAGGCUUUUUUAGUGCAGUUGUUCGGAGCCCUGGUGGAUCUUGUUAUCAACAAGUGUCCUACAAAGGCGUGGACACUCCGGGGAUUUAAUUCUUCAAAUAAGAGGAGGUGGAUCCAUGGUCCUUCGGCAUUCAUCAAAGGCAUGGUUUAGCAUUUUGUCAGUUUUAUUUUUGUGAAUUCUCUACAAUGAAGAAGAUAAUUUUUAAAAGAUGUGGUCUUUCCUACCUCUGUGGUGUAUGUCUCACACACUGCUUAGAAGUGCUGUAAAAGAGUAGAGAACUACGAACCUAAUGACCUUUAUAAUUUACCUAUUGAUAUCCAAGGGGCUGUGGAAGCAGCUCCAUUGA